Messenger RNA from Pantherophis guttatus, 865 nucleotides. RefSeq names its product IZUMO family member 3 (gene IZUMO3). Lineage: Eukaryota; Metazoa; Chordata; Lepidosauria; Squamata; Colubridae. The record is from RefSeq and is a predicted model, not a curated record.
UUGUUCUUUCUCCUUGGCAACGUUUCCCUGGGUCAUGGAGGUAGACUUUCUCCUGCGAUUGCAGACUUCAGGAAAGAGGUUGCCUUGGUUACAGUUUGCAAUCCUGUAAACUGUUGGCCAUGUCAUGGUGCUCCAGAUUCUGCUGGCUUGCUUCUUAUGGAGUUUAUCCUUCCAGGGGGUGGCCAGCUGUCUUCAGUGUGACCCCCGUUUCUUGAAAUGGGUGCUGACUCUGCUGAAGGAAACCCUGCCAGGUGACCUUCCAAACCGUGAUUCCCUGAUCACACGGCACAUCCAAGCCUUGGCAGAUUUACAUAGCACCUUCCUUCGGAGGAAUUAUGAGCGAAUUAUAGAUGUCCGAGGAGCGUUCGAGAUCAAAUUACACAUUAUUAACCAGUUAAAAGCCAUCAAACAAAAGCAGUGGAAAGGAGUUUUUCUGUGGCAGCUCUCUAUGUACCAGCUACGCUUUUCCCUGAGAAAGAAGAUUCACCAGAUUCUGGAAGAAUUUGCUGAUCUUGCUUGUUCAGAGGACUGCACAGUGAUAGAAGGACCUAUUCUGGACUGCUGGACAUGCCUGCGUAUCACCACACAGUGUUUUGAUGGAGAAGUCUGUGGAGUGGAAGACAAACGUCUUGCAGAAUACAAUGAAAUCGUUCUUUAUGUGUUCCUUGUUUGCGAGUCAGUGAUAACAACCUCAAUCAUACUUGUGUACAUGGUGUGUUUCAAGUACAGGAAGCGUAUGCUGCUAAAAUCUUUGGCUUAUUAAAUGCAUAUAUAGGCCAGAAGGCCAUUUCAGCAACUUUUCUUCGUUCAAAAUAUUCUUUGAUCUUCAUUCUUGACAAGCCUGAAUAAAAGAAAUUGAUUUGUA